Molecule: messenger RNA, 2211 nt
Organism: Gossypium arboreum
Lineage: Eukaryota; Viridiplantae; Streptophyta; Magnoliopsida; Malvales; Malvaceae
Exons: 5
Coding region: 72-1757 (561 amino acids)
Biological process (GO): protein monoubiquitination; protein polyubiquitination; proteasome-mediated ubiquitin-dependent protein catabolic process
Cellular component (GO): ubiquitin ligase complex; nucleus; cytosol
Molecular function (GO): cyclin binding; ubiquitin conjugating enzyme binding; ubiquitin protein ligase activity
Source: RefSeq, a predicted model, not a curated record
UUUUAAUUUAAGCGCGUAACAAACACUGACUUAACUGAAACAAUUGAGGAACCCAGAAGGAAGGGGAAAAAAUGUCAAACCUUGAAAACCCUAGAAACUGGCGGUUCACAUGGGAAGCGCAAUCUCAUUCUCCAAAUCUCCGUUUGUUCCUCUUCGAUUCUCAAGCAAAUCCUUCGGUUCAAUGCAGAAACCUCGAAGUUCAACUCAAUCUUUCUCAAUCUCAUCUUCUCGUUUCGUGGCUAAAAGAGGGGGAGAAGGAAGAGGUGUCGCUUAGGGUUCCGAUUCCAAGAGUUCUGAUAGAUUCUGAAGCUCCGGUGAGUUUUAGAGCUUUGGAUGAUCACAUUGAGGUUAAGCUUGUUUUGCUUCUUCCUGUUGAUCAUCCAAUCGUUUCCAGCUUUGAUUUGAUGUUGGAUUCGUCUGAAAAUGGCUAUAAUGACCCCUCAUUGGAUGCUGCAAAGCCGCUGGUGAUGGAUACUGAUUUGAAGAGUCUGUCAUCAAUGGAAGGAGUACACUUCUAUUGCAGAAAAUGCUCCACUAGGCUGACUAAAAGUCCUCUUAGAAAUUUUGUGGAAAUGCCAUCAAUUGACUGGCGAGAGGUUGCUGAUAAUUGGUUUGGAGGUUGCUGUUGUUCAUUCGGGGGUAUAAGUGAGAAGCUGGUGACUAGAUUUGCAAAUUCCUAUAGAUGUGCUAAGGGUGUGUGUCUUUUAAACUUUACGACCAUUCUUCUUUUCAAGGAUGACCUCGUGGCAUUUAAACUUUAUAAUGGAACUCAUGAAUACCAGCCUCGACCAGAUUUUUCUAGUGACUCUGGUUUGAGUGAAGAUAUGUUAAGUUCUCAAGAGAGAACAAAUGACUUAUGCGAGAAGUUGAGCUCUACUCAUCUCAAGGAUAAUAGUGUUAGUACAAGUGCGCUAGUUACUAAGGAGAAAGCCAGUGGUAAUGAAUUUUUUUCUGCAUUACCUCUAUCAGAUUUCUCUGAAACUGAGACAUCAGCGCGAGGGUGUUGUGUUCAUACAGCAGAUCAUAUACAAAAUCAUUUUGACGAAGGUAGCCAACACAGUGUUCCCGAAACUUGUCCAGUGGACCAAAACACUUCACAGCUUUUGGCUAAUCAGAAACUGUUUCUUAAUGGUUUUCUUGGAAAUGUUUUUAUGGCUAAAUCUUACAAUCUCUCGAUGGAUAUUGAUUGGAUGGAAUUUGUAUGCCCUAACUGUUUAUCGCUUCUUGGAGCUUAUCCUUUUUAUAAUGGUGCUGCACCCAUUGAUGGUGGAGUUCGACUCUUUAAAUGCUACGUUUCCACUUCUUCAUCUGCUGGUGGAUCAGGGGACUUAUUCAGAAAAUAUAGCUUGGAAAGAAUGUUCACUAAUCAGCUAGUGGAGAAUGCAAAAGAUGAAUUAUCAUUUCGAACUUUGAUUAGAGAUUUUAAAACCAAGUCUCCAUUGUUGCAAAUUGUUCUGCUAAAUCCAAACUCUUGGUGCUGUUCUGGUUAUUGUUUGGACACAACUAGUGCAGCUGAAUCUAUUCUGAAGUUAGAUUUACUCCCUAUUAUCAAGGUGAUCUUUUCUGAUUGUGGUGAAACUCCUGCAUCUCAGCCGAGGGUACAUGAAGAUUGGAUAACCAGGAAUGUAGCAGAUGUAGUUUGCAUGUUUGCACGGCAAUUAGAUGAGUUGAUUCAAUCUCUAUCAUCGGCAAAAGAUAUACUGCCCCCUUCAUAUAACUUUCUCCAGGGUUUACCUCUUUCAUCAUUGCAGCGGUAGAGAUGAUUGGUUGUGUAAUAUCUUUGAUCAGCAAGAUCCUAAACUUGACACCUGAUUUAAAAGAAAUUCAACCAUGAAGCUGUGAUGAUAUACAGUCAAGUUACUGUAAAUGCCACAACAAAAUUUAACCUUAUCAGGGGACUUUUAGUUAACUAGCUAAAAAUUGCGGUUGGUUUGAAUUUGACCACUAUUCGUAUGCAAAUGAUUGAGUCUUCUUCAUGCUGUUUAUCCCUUUCAAGAACUGACAAGUAAUUAAGUAUAAACAAACAAAAGCUUUUAUUACUUCGUAACUUAGCUAAACUAAGUCAAAUAUAUGCAUCUUGUUUCAGACUCGACAAACUCUGAAUUUUGUCUUUCAAUUUGCUUUUCUUCUGAUUCUUGCUCUUCGUUAUUACUCUUUUCCUUCUCUUCAACUGCUGCUUCCUCUAUAUCCUUCUUCUUCGUGUUAAGAAAU